This is a messenger RNA of Rana temporaria (common frog), 1173 nucleotides long. RefSeq names its product zinc metalloproteinase-disintegrin-like MTP9. Lineage: Eukaryota; Metazoa; Chordata; Amphibia; Anura; Ranidae. The transcript has 12 exons. Gene Ontology annotation, cellular component: plasma membrane. Bases 1 to 1173 code for a protein of 390 amino acids. Gene Ontology annotation, biological process: proteolysis. Gene Ontology annotation, molecular function: metalloendopeptidase activity. The record is from RefSeq and is a predicted model, not a curated record.
AUGACGCGCGGUACAAUACAAAGAGAGUCAGUUGAACAGAGCGAAUGUUCAGCAAGAACAGUUAAAGGGUAUGAUCAGCAUUCUGAAGGGCAGAAAUAUGAGGUUGUCUUUCCUCGAAAGCUCCUUUCGGUCUACAGGAGAAGCGUAGAGAGCACAUACCCAGACCUGGUUCACUAUGAAUUAAGGCUGAAUGGAAACCUCACAGAGAUUCAUAUUGAGAAGACUGUAGGCUUGUUUGCUGAUAACUACACAGAAAGUCAUUACAAGAAAGAUGGAACUCUAGUAACCAACAGUCCCAGAUACCAGGAUCACUGCUAUUACCAGGGACAUAUAAAGGGCGAAGCCGCCUCUACUGUUCUUCUUAGCAUAUGUAAAGGUUUAAGUGGGACUAUCCAGACCAGUGGGAAGAACUUCCUUAUUAAGCCCCUGAAGAUGACAGACACUGAGGAACACGCUAUAUAUGAGGCAAAAGACAUGCUGAACCACACUUGUGGUGUCACCAGCAUCUCCCUCCCAGCAAAGCCUCCAACAUUUAAAUUAUUGCAUGUCACAGAUGCAGAGAAGCAAAAUCUGUUGGAUGCUAAAAAAUAUGUUGAAUUGUACAUGGUGGCCGACCGCAGAAUAUUCAAUAAAUAUGGCAGCAUCAAAUCUGUGAAACAGAGGCUGUUUGAUAUUGUGAAUUACAUAAACAAGGUAUAUAAAAGUAUCAAUAUUUAUGUAGCUCUGAUUGGGAUUGAAAUAUGGGACAGCAGUGAUCAGAUUGAAGUGGUCUCCAAUGUGGACACACUUUUAAAUCGAUUUUCACAGUGGAGGAUAAAUGAUCUGCUGCCCAGAAAACAUCAUGACAAUGCCCAGUUCCUUACGGACAUUGACUUCAAUGGUACUACUGUCGGUUAUGCGCCAUUAAGUGCGAUGUGUGAACUGAUGUCUGUUGGAGUUAACCAGGAUUUCUUCAUGGAUGCAGCUGGUGUUGGAGCAAUAAUUUCUCAUGAGAUGGGGCAUAAUCUGGGAAUGAGUCAUGACAAUCCCAGCUGCACAUGUGGAGCCAAUGCCUGCAUCAUGUUUCCAAGUGUCAGCUUUCCCCCUGCCAGUCUAAGCUUUACUGUACAGGAAACACAAGAGACUGAUAUCAAGUUAAAAUUACUUACACCACCUACAUUAAACAGAAUAUAA